Molecule: messenger RNA, 795 nt
Organism: Gaeumannomyces tritici R3-111a-1
Lineage: Eukaryota; Fungi; Ascomycota; Sordariomycetes; Magnaporthales; Magnaporthaceae
Exons: 2
Coding region: 1-795 (264 amino acids)
Source: RefSeq, a predicted model, not a curated record
AUGCCAGAUCAAGACGAGCAGGCCAGCCAGCCGAUAGGCUUCCCGCAAUCUCGUUUCUUCAAGGAGCAACGAGCACCCACGCUCCCCAGCCCCUCAGAGGUCCGAGCUCUGAACCUGCAGUCUGGAAACGAUCGCGCCAACAACUUUUACCGCCCUUCGCCUGUCAUGGUGCCGGCGAUGGGGCUUUUGGUGAAAUAUGGCGCCGACGUUACCCGGGUGGAAUUGGAAACGCAAAUAUGGGUUCGUGAGCAGCUUGACGGACGUGUUCCCAUCCCCGAAGUUUUCGGGUGGGCCGAGGAUGGUGAACAGGGGUUUAUCUACAUGGCCCUCGUCGACGGCAAGCCACUCCAGGAGCUGUGGGGUGGCAUGACCGAAGGAAGUUUAGGCGACAGACGCUUGAACGACAUCUUCCUUCGGUGCCAUCCAGAUCUGGCCGGCCCCUUUUGUGGCCCUGAUGCGGUACGCCAGUUCCAGGACGGCUGCGAUAUAGAAAUCCCCCCGGCCGAUGUUGCUAUUGCCUUUACCCACAACGACCUUGUCGCGCCAAACAUCCUUCUAUCGCUAGGCCCCAAUCCCAAAGUGGCGGCCGUCAUCGACUGGGCCCAGUCGGGCUGGUACCCGGCCUAUUGGGAAUGCUGCAAGGCCAAGCGCGUCCGGUAUCCGCCAAAAAAUUCGAGCGAUGAAGUGCUCCAAGACGAAUGGGCUGCCAAAUAUGUGCCCCUCAUCCCGGAUCCCGUGGAUGACGAAAAAUACAACUAUCCCUGGAUAUAUUUUGUUCUUUCUAAAGGGAUAUAA